CUGGCCCACGGUCUCUUUGGGCCAAUCGUGAUCCACGGACCCACGACCGCCAACUACGACAUUGACCUCGGCCCCGUCAUGCUCCAAGACCGAUAUCACGAGAACGUGUGGCAUGUGUGGGAGAAGUACCAACGCGUCUUCAAUGUGUUGGGGCCUUUCAAGGUCGUCGCUCCCAACGGCCUCAUCAAUGGGCUCAAUCCGUACGACUGUUCUGACUCUGACGAUACCGCUUGUGUGGGCGGAGUGACCGCUCGUUACAACACAACUUUUGAACAGGGCAAGAAACACCUGAUGCGGAUUGUUGGUGCGCAAACUGACGGCUAUAUGAAGUUCACCAUUGAUGGACAUACUUUGACUGUCGUUGCGGCUGACCUUGUUCCCAUUGUGCCAUACACGACAGACAAUAUAAUCUUGGCUAGUGGACAGCGCUACGAUGUGAUUGUCGAAGCGGAUCAGCCAGUUGGAUCUUACUGGCUGCGAGCCAUCUACCAGACGGCUUGCAACUUCAAUGAUAAUGAUAAUAAGGACAAUAUUCUGGGCAUUGUGUACUACGACGGUGCGAACUCAACAGCGGAGCCAACUACGACAGUCAGUGACGACAUCGACAACUCAUGUGGAGACGAGGACUACGAUAACCUGGUUCCUUGGGUACAACAUACUGUGGAUGACAAGGAGGAGCAGAACUACCUUGACGUGGGAUGGUAUUAUGAUACCAGCCUGGUUCUGCACUGGACGAUGCAUGACGGUUAUCUGAGUGUCAACUGGUCUGACCCAACACUUUCAUACGCCUACAACGGCGUUGCUGAGGAUGACUAUCCAGAUAACAGCAAUUCGGCCAACAUCGACGCACCAGGGAAAUGGGUGUAUUGGGUGCUUCAGGACCUCACCCUGACGAACGCUUACCACCCGAUGCACUUACACGGCCACGACUUUUAUAUCCUGGCACAAGGACGUGGCGUGUUUAUCCCAGGAAUCACGAAGUUGAACAAGGACAACCCACCACGCAGGGAUACGGUGACUCUUUACGGCACCGGCUACACUGUGAUUGCGUUCAAGCUGGACAACCCGGGCACCUGGCUAUUCCAUUGCCAUAUCGCAUGGCAUGCGUCCCAGGGGCUGGCAAUGCAGCUGAUAGAGAACCAGUCUCAGAUUCCGUCCGUGGUUGGAGAUGACACGGAAAUGAACGACAGGUGUGCGGCAUGGAACUCAUACUACACGUCUCCUGCAGGAUCAAGUUACCAGCAAGAUGACAGUGGCAUUUGA
Messenger RNA from Diaporthe amygdali, 1263 nucleotides. Its product is annotated as laccase 2. Gene Ontology annotation, molecular function: copper ion binding; oxidoreductase activity. The record is from RefSeq and is a predicted model, not a curated record. The transcript has a single exon. Lineage: Eukaryota; Fungi; Ascomycota; Sordariomycetes; Diaporthales; Diaporthaceae.